This is a messenger RNA of Plodia interpunctella (Indianmeal moth), 1561 nucleotides long. It is a transcript of the gene CPR49, whose product is annotated as larval cuticle protein 65Ag1-like. NCBI's taxonomy places the organism in Eukaryota, Metazoa, Arthropoda, Insecta, Lepidoptera, Pyralidae. The transcript has 3 exons. Gene Ontology annotation, molecular function: structural constituent of chitin-based larval cuticle. The record is from RefSeq and is a predicted model, not a curated record. Gene Ontology annotation, cellular component: chitin-based extracellular matrix. Bases 147 to 491 code for a protein of 114 amino acids.
GCACUUCGGUAGACGUAUCGAAGACAGUUUUGACAUCAAUUAGGGGUUUCGUUUAAAAUGGCUGCGUCUCCCGGACUACACACAGUCUACAGCUGACUUCAUCAGUGCAACUUACUUUUACAGUAAAAUAAAAUAAAUAUCUCAAAAUGCAUAAAUCUAUGUUGUUCGCUCUUGCCUUCGUCGCCGUGGCGUUGGCUGCGCCCCAGGAUAACCAAGUCUACAUCUUGAAGCAAGAAGCUGACGUCAACCCGGAGGGAUACCAAUUCCAGUUCGAAACGAGCGACGGCACAGCCCGCCAAGAGCAGGGCACCUUGAAACAGUUCUCGGAAGACCACAAGGCAAUCCAAGUCCAGGGCAGCUACAAAUACGUCGCCCCUGACGGCGUGACCUACACCAUCACCUACACCGCCGACGAGCACGGCUUCCAGCCCCAGGAGCACGUCGAGCAUCAGGACGGACAGCAGAACCAACAACAACAGUACCAGCAAUAAUUCCAUCCUUUUCUUGAAGGUACGAAAGAGCUGAGGUAUUAUGUUUACGUUUAUUGCUGACAACACACGACGCGCGGUUUAAUUGUUCAGUAUUUUUUGUGUAUCGUGAGUAUUUAACGGUAAACGUGUGUGGCAGUUAAGUUGCUUUUCUGUUAGAGAAGUGCAAUAUGGAAUUCAUUGUAAGUAUGCAAAAUAUUAAAAAUCAACAUUUCCCUUGCAAAUUACCUAUAUAUCGCACAACUUUAAUAGAAACGCAGCCUUAUCAAGCUAUUGACCAAAGAGAUUUAACGUGGUAUAUGGUAUACGUAUGCAAGGCACCUUAGAACUUUUCCGUCCGGCCUGAAACUACCACGCUAACACAUGCAGUAUCUUGAAUUAUGUGCGUGAAAUUAUCCCUUUCCCCCCUUCCUAUUCCUUUCCUUAUAUCGGCUCAAUUUACUUGUUCAGUGAUAUAGCUGAUUUUCCUUACUCAUAUUUUCCAUUCCCUUUCUAAUACCCAAAACAAAAGGCCGGCAGCAAGUCGACAAUAUAACUGCAACACAAUCCUAAACUGUUGUUUACGACCCUUUGUCAAAAUAAUAUGUGUAAAUUGUUUAAAUACCAGGUUUAGAAGUACUUUUUGAUACAAAAUAAUAUUAUGCCACGAUAAAACCAUGUUGAAAACGAAAACAGUAAAUAGUAAUAUGUUAAGCGUACCUUCAGGCUCUAUAAGGAAAAGUUAAAUUCAAUGUUUGUAUUCGUGCAAACAUUAGCACAAUUAUUGAGUCAUCUAUUUUUUGUGUAGGUUUUACUACACGCAACAUGUGAGCUAUGUCAAUAUAAGUUACAUCAAUGGAUAUUUUAAGUUGAUUACAUUCGAAACUGUCUAGACUGUGAUUACGUUGAAUUGAAAGGUGUGAAAGGUCAGAAAUAGAAAGUAUUGAAUGUUGCGUUCAAUGUUAUAUUAAUGGCACUUAAAAUGUGAUUACACUGUCAGUCCACGAUGUAACUUUGUUAUUUCUUAAUGGCUUUUUUAUGUUUUUAUACAAUUUGUAUAUUUUUUACAAAUAAACGUUUUUCUUGUUAUAAUA